Messenger RNA from Clunio marinus, 303 nucleotides. The record is from the annotation of a GenBank genome assembly. Lineage: Eukaryota; Metazoa; Arthropoda; Insecta; Diptera; Chironomidae.
AUGGUAAAAAAAAUUAUACGAGAAGAAGGGAAAACAAUCACAGAAUAUCAAAGUGUUCUGUCAUACACAGUAUUCAUCUUCACCGCAUUGUCUGGGGCGGUGGAAUGUGGAUAUAUGCAAUUUUAUAUCUCUGUUGGAAUGAAAAAAGCGGCAGAAAAUCUUCAGUGCUGGAUUAAAAUGAGUUUCGAGAUACCUUUUAAAAUAGGAUCAUCGUUAAUUGGAAGAAGAUCUUUCAAGAAGGGAUCUCAAUUAUUAAAAGAUAUUUACAAUGAAAUAAAACAAGAGGUGACAAAUGACGGUUGA